AUGUUCUAUAAAAGACUCGCAGUUUUUCCUCAUACUUUAGUAUGCAACAGUAUUGCGAUCAAUAUUUUAAGAAAAAUGGGUAAUUCAAAAAAAUUUAAAGUUUUAAUAUCCCGCUCUGAUAUGCCUGAAAGUGGUGUGGAUAUUUUAAAAAAACAAUGUGAACUAAAAGUAUGGGAUGGUCCUCUGCCUAUUCCUAAGGCAGAUUUUAUUAAGUCAGUCCAGGGAGUGAAUGGAAUAUAUUGUUGUAUAACUGACAAAAUUGAUAAGGAAUUGCUUGAUGCUGCUGGGCCAGAGUUAAAAGUUGUGGCAACCAUCUCUGUUGGCUAUGAUCACAUUGAUGUAGGAGAAUGUAAAAAGAGAGGCAUUAAAAUUGGAUACACUCCUGAUGUCUUGACAGAUGCCACUGCUGAGCUAACGUUAGCACUUCUAUUAUGUACCUCAAGGCGACUUCCUGAGGCUAUGCAUGAGGCCAGAACUGGAGGUUGGGUUUCCUGGGCUCCAACAUGGAUGACCGGACCUGGUUUAGCUGAUGCCACUGUGGGAAUUGUUGGCUUUGGUAGAAUUGGUCAGGCAGUUGCAAAACGUGUUAAAUCUUUUAACACAUCACAACUUCUCUACUUUAAUAGAAGUGAAAAAUCAGAGGCAAAAGAAAUUGGUGCUACUAAAGUAAGCUUUGAUGAAUUACUUACUAAAAGUGACUUUGUGAUAUGCUGUGCAGCAUUAGCUCCAGAAACCAAAGAGAUGUUUAAUAGAAACGCAUUUAAGAAGAUGAAAAACUCUGCUGUAUUUAUUAAUACAAGUCGUGGAGGAAUUGUUGAUCAAAAUGCACUAAUAGAAGCAUUGCAGAAUGGCACUAUUAGAGCUGCUGGUUUAGAUGUUACUUCACCAGAGCCUUUGCCUUUGGAUAGUCCACUGUUCAAAUUAAAAAACUGCGUUAUACUACCUCAUAUAGGCAGUGCGGCAAUACAAACUAGAUCAAACAUGAGUGAGAUGACAGCCAACAAUAUUCUAGCUGGCCUGAAUGGUACCAAAAUGCCUGCACAAUUGGAGUAA
Messenger RNA from Pieris macdunnoughi, 1053 nucleotides. NCBI's taxonomy places the organism in Eukaryota, Metazoa, Arthropoda, Insecta, Lepidoptera, Pieridae. The record is from the annotation of a GenBank genome assembly.